AUGCCGAAAAAAAUAGAAACAGCAAAUCAGAAGCGAAAUCGCAUUAUCAAGAACUCUGAGAAUCUCGCCAAGGUGCUCCAAGCAUCCAAAACAAUGCAAAUGAGGUUCGAGCUCAUUCCUACGAAUUAUUUGAAUAACAUUACCGUUGCUGGCGUUCGUGAUAUGAAUCUCGGUCGUCCCAAAAAUGGAAAGCCGGUUGGGGGCAAUGUUGUUCGAUUCAACAAUCCAGUGCCAAACACCAACUCGGAUUUUCACCGAAUUUGUAUCGAUCCUAACGGCAUUGCACAAAAAACCAAUUCUCACAUUCCUGUGUCCGCUGAAACUGUCAAUUCUGCCGCGAAGAUACAAAAAGGACUAAAGGUUGGUGGCAAAGUGUUGCUCGUUGUGUCCAUUAUUGCCACCGGCGUACGAAUUGGCAAGGCAAUCUACGACGAAGUGCAUAUUGAUGAAGAGAUCGAAGCACUGGAAAACAUUAUCGAUUGCCUCACGCUGGAUCUCAAGUCCGCCAGCGGGGUGGACAGAGACGAGAUCAAUAAGGCUCUGAAUUUCGCGAAUGAUCUGUUGGACGAUGCUCGAGAUUGCAAGAAGAAUCCUAGCAAAAAGACAUUGCUGACCACUGUCUGCUGUGGAUUCGAAUGGGGCGGAGCGGCGGCGUUUGGAUAUGCCGGGGCCCAAACUGGUGCCCUUAUCGGUGCCCCCGGCGGGCCGAUUGGAAUGAUCGCCGGUGCGGUCACUGGCUCAGUGAUUGGCGCCGUGACCGGCUCAGAGCUGGGCAGGUCGGCAGUUGAGAACGCCUACUGGGACGAAGGCCCGGGAACGCAGAUGCAUGGCAAUCUACUGGACUUUGGCGACUCUGACAAAGCACAUGGCGAAGUGUUGGACAUUAAUGGCCAAGGAUAUAUCGGCGGAAAAGGCUUGGAUGUUGGCACCAAUGCGACGCUUUUUCAAUUUGGUGACAGCGAAGACCAAUUAUCGAUUGCAAAGGCUGGCGCUAAUUUUGGACUUACCGCUGACAAGGGCCUCGAUGUCAGCGUUGAAAGCAAAGUCCUUUGGCUUGAGCAUGAGACUGAACAUGUAAAAAUUGGCGGUGGUCUCAACAUUGACACUGGCGUAAAGGUGUCUGAUAAUGGUGUUGAAAUGUCGGCGCUGGGUUUCGGUUUUUCUGUUGGCAAUGAUGGCGUCGGAAUUAAAUUGCCAUUUUUCAAUGCCCUAUUUAAGUAG
Messenger RNA from Caenorhabditis bovis, 1221 nucleotides. Lineage: Eukaryota; Metazoa; Nematoda; Chromadorea; Rhabditida; Rhabditidae. The record is from the annotation of a GenBank genome assembly.